UGAUUCCGUCUGCUUGAAGAGGAGUGAGGUCUCUGUAGAAGGAAAGGCACGGUCUGUGUACAGUCUGACUCCCUUAUGUUAGUUCUGUAGUAGGAGAUGAUCACUCUGUCUUAAGAUCCUCUUUUCACUGACAUACACAGCCGCUUGCUGUAGGCGCAGCCUAUCGCGCUUUCGUUUCCCCUCUUUACCUUCUUUCCUCAAAAUUUUUCCUUACUUCACUUCAAAUCCGCCUUAUCCAAUUUUCGGUCCCGUUCCCCCCAUCAUAAGAAAACAAAAUGUCGGAUCUCGACAUGGCUGCGAGCUUGAUCCUCGAUAUCAUCGCGGUGGGGACCAAUGUGUUGCUCUACAUGGCUCCAAUCCCGCUGCUCUUCUGGGGCUUGAAAGAGCAAAAGCAAAAACGCAAGGAUCAACCGAAUGUACCAUUUACAUGAUCAUUUAUAAGUUCUAGUCUUUUAUUGCUAAAAACAAGAACUCUAAAUGCUUAGAUCUGUUUUUACUCUUGACUAACAUACGUACUACCACGAGGGGAAGCAACACACUACCGCUAACAUAGUACCACUUUUCUAUGAUAGAUUAGUUUUUUUCACACUACCGCUAACAUACUACCACUUUUCUAUGAUAGAUUACAGUUGCUACCACUUUUCUAUGAUAGAUUAGUUGCUUAUUUCACGAGGGCAACGUAGUAGCUCGCUAAAUGUGCAUAAAACAGGAACCUCAAGGCGUGAUAGACUUGCCGCCUUUGCCGUUGACGAUGCAAGCCGCUUCUUGUAUCGGUUGGCUGACUUACACGUCUUUGAACCUCAUUUGGAUUGGUAUCAUUCCCAAUGCGCUUGGAACGUUGCUGUCCUUUCCUUACCUGCUGAGCUAUAGCAGCAUUUACAAAGCGAAUCUUUACAUUACGAAGUGGUGCUGUACAACAUCAAAUGAAUCCAUGUAGUGUACAAAUUCUCUCCAAGUGGUGUACAACAUCAUACAAAUUCUCUCCAUCUUCUACCAUCUAUCAAUCUUGGUCCCGUGUAUUUUGGGCUUAGGGAAAAGAAGCGGGGACGACCAAGAUUGAUUCUGUCCAAGAAAGAUGGAAAUGGAUCUCUGCAAGGUGUCUAAUCACAGUGGGCAACUGAAAGGUCAAAUGAUCAAGGUUUCGGUCUUCGUGUCCAUCAUCAUGGUCCUGCUUUUGCUCAGUCAAUUAUUCGAUGGGAAGGAUUCCGAUGCUGUGGUGGCAACGAUUGGUUGGCUGUGCUUUUCCGCAUCAGUCAGCUUUCUCACGACUCCCCUCCAAGAGUUCGUUCGUGCUAUUUGUUUGCAAAACGUGGAAGUGUUGUUAAGACACUGCAUCCGUCACUUACAUGAUCCCUGACUCUUUUUACCCCCACUAUACCGCACUGCAUCCGUCACUAACAUGAUCCCUGACUCUUUUUACCCCCACUAUAAAGAAGUGUACUCUUUUCCCACUGAGAAAGAAGUGUCAGGGAAGAUGUUCUGACGAGUGCGGUGGUUGACGAUUUCCUCUAAGCUUAGGCUCGUUGACGAUUUCCUCUAUGGCCAUGGGGUGCACAGUGAGUUGGACGAUUAAGGGCGUCUUUUAUCUGGAGGAUUUUCCUAUUUCUAUCGCCAACGGACUGGGCGUGCUGAUCCACACGAUUGCGCUGUGCAUUCGCUUUUACUUUCGCAAUGCCGAACCUUUGCCUGAUGCCGCGUACCCUGAGGAACUGGCCAAAAUGCAGAAACGGUACCCCUGUUGUCUGGGUAAUGGAUUGAUGAAGAAGUUUCUGGCGCCUGGAGACACCUCCUCCAAAGCUGGCGAUGAUGCUGUUGCCGAUCGUGAGUACGUCUCUGGUGUCUACUACACCCUGAAGCCAGGAUCGACGCGCAGUUCUCGACUGGGAUCCGCGAUUAUCAGUCAAGAUCUUGAAGCGGUGGCGGACAACAAAGUCGAUUCGGAUCUUGGACAACAAACUGAGAAGACAGACGACAUCACCAUUACGGCUACACCUUCAAUCUAUCUUUCAGGCAUUCUUAAGCUCACAGCAUCAGCGAUUAGUCAAGAUCUUCUCUCGACUGGGAUCAGCGAUUAGUCAAGAUCUUAUUCAAAAAAAAUUCAUCCUCCUCGUCCUCAGCAUCAUGGUGCCGUUUCUUUUCUCAGGGAAAAGAAGCGCCAGGAGGCUCCUGAAGAUGGGUUUCAACACUUACAGUUCUAACGCCAAAGCCGCGGCUGAGUUGGCAAAAGAAAUGCCGGACGAUGCUCCUGAGGCGAGAGAAACGGCUGUUGAGCUCGCGAAUGUCGUUGUGGAGACGACGCAAGCCGAGCCUUGAAGCAGCAUGGUCGUGCUGCGCACUUCUAUUGAAGGUUCUCGCACGUUCUUUAUGAUAUAACCUCGUCCAGCUUGAAUGAAUCUAUCAAGUGGGGGGAAUACACGACAUGACAUGAUAUUAUGACAUCAAUAUCUGGUAAACCUGAAAAGUUCGCGUCCUAUUACCGCAGUAAUAUAGUCUUGACGCUACAUGAUCAUCAACUGUUCACUGCACGUCCUACGAGAGUGCGACGAGAGCCAAUGAGUGUCUGCUAGGGUUUCCCCGAGAGAUCUACGUCUAGCUAUGAUGUCUCGAGAGAUUUACGUCCCUACCACGUCUAGCUAUAAUGUCUCGAGAGAUGUACGUCCAGUCUCGAGAGAUGUACGUCAGUCGUAUCUUGUUGACAGCAAUUUUCGUACUAUGGACGUCAGUCGUUGAAUCUUGUUGACAGCAAUUUUCGUACUAUGGACGUCAGUCGUUGAGUCUUGUUAAAAACAGCAAUUUUCGUACUAUGGACGUCAGUCGUUGAAUCUUGUUGACAGCAAUUUUCGUACUAUGGACGUCAGUCGUUGAAUCUUGUUAACGGCAAUUUUCGUACUAUGGACGUCAGUCGUUGAGCCUUGUUGACAGCAAUUUUCGUACUAUGGACGUCAGUCGUAUCUUGUUGACGGAGAUAUUAUGCCCAACUGGUGGAGAUAUUAUGCCAUCUGUAAGACAGUCAUCAUGGUCGACGAGAAUGAGGCUGACACUGACUCGUGUCUGAGAGUGUAUCUGUAAGCUUGAGCGUGUCGCCUGUGGUGCCUCUGUCUUCUAGAGUGGUGCUUCCUAGUUCCCGCAGGAGCUUCUGUGAACAUUGGUCUUUAGCCAGAGAGAGGUGCCACACCUAAUCUAGUGCCGUCACUUACUCCCUUUCUACGCCUAUUCAGAAAUCGCAGGAAUUUUUUUGGUAUUGUAACAGACACUCUUUUUACCGUUAGUUUCCUUCUCUUCCCCAUGCCUUGUUGUACCUCAAGAACAACGCUUGUUGUUAUCGCACGCUAAGCUACAGGUACGUGAUACUGUUCACUAAUGUGUGAUGGAGGAUCCAAUCUAAUGAUAAUUAUACUAAAAAGUGGAUUACGAUUUAGGAAAAAAUGCAGGGUGCUGCUGCAGCUUUCGCACGCUCCUCUGGUGGAGUGUCCGCUGGCUCCACCAAAGCCUCUGGAGGUGUUUCUUCAGACAUGGCCUCUUUGAUGAAGUUGAAUGGCAUGAUGAACGGCCAUGACAAUCUGAAGAAAAAGAAUCCUCUACUAGACAGUGACGAGGAUGACACAGGUGGAGGUGCUUCGGGGAAUCCUUUGUUAGCGCAAGUGAUUCAGAUGGGUCGUGAAGAACAGGGCCGUGCAGGUGGAGGAGAUCUUCCAACUUCUGCUUCGGGAGGUGGCACUAACGCAAGCAGUAAAGCUCUGGGUGCGUUUUCUGCUCUGGGAAGGGCGAAGCCUCGAGGAACAACAGGUGUGCUAGAAGAUACUCAAAAAAAUAAUGAU
Messenger RNA from Amoebophrya sp. A25, 3818 nucleotides. The record is from the annotation of a GenBank genome assembly. NCBI's taxonomy places the organism in Eukaryota, Dinophyceae, Syndiniales, Amoebophryaceae.